Molecule: messenger RNA, 1023 nt
Organism: Budorcas taxicolor (takin)
Lineage: Eukaryota; Metazoa; Chordata; Mammalia; Artiodactyla; Bovidae
Gene: REM2
Product: RRAD and GEM like GTPase 2
Exons: 5
Coding region: 1-1023 (340 amino acids)
Cellular component (GO): plasma membrane
Molecular function (GO): calcium channel regulator activity; GTPase activity; GTP binding
Source: RefSeq, a predicted model, not a curated record
AUGCAUACGGACUUCGACACCGACAUGGACACCGACACGGAAACCACAGCACUCUGCCCCUCCAGCAGCCACCGGGCCUCUCCUCCAGAGACACCCACACCAGAAGCAGAUGCCACACUGCUGAAGAAGCCAGAGAAACUGUUGGCAGGGUUGGACUGGGGCAGGCCACCCCCUGCCCCAGGGGCCCCCAGACGAAGAGGCAGUAUGCCUGUCCCCUACAAGCACCAGCUGCGGCGGGCCCAGGCUAUAGAUGAACUUGACUGGCCACCUCAAGCCUCAUCCUCUGGCUCCUCUGACUCCCUGGGCUCAGGGGAGGCAGCCCCCACCCAAAAGGAUGGCAUCUUCAAGGUCAUGCUGGUGGGGGAGAGCGGCGUGGGCAAGAGCACCCUAGCAGGCACUUUCGGUGGUCUCCAAGGAGACAGUGCUCACGAGCUGGAGAACCCAGAGGACACCUAUGAGAGACGCAUCAUGGUGGAUAAGGAGGAAGUGACUCUAGUUGUUUAUGACAUCUGGGAACAGGGGGAUGCAGGGGGGUGGCUGCGGGACCACUGCCUUCAGAUGGGGGAUGCCUUUCUCAUCGUCUUCUCAGUCACCGACCGACGAAGCUUCUCCAAAGUUCCAGAGACCCUACUUCGGCUCAGGGCUGGGAGGCCCCACCACGACCUUCCUGUCAUCCUUGUUGGAAACAAGAGUGACCUGGCCCGUUCCCGGGAGGUCUCACUGGAGGAGGGCCGCCAUCUGGCAGGGACACUGAGCUGCAAGCACAUCGAGACGUCGGCUGCGCUGCACCACAACACGAGGGAGCUCUUCGAAGGAGCGGUGCGCCAGAUCCGGCUGCGGCGGGGCCGGAAUGGCGCCGGGGGCCCGCGGCCGGAGUGGGGCAGCCCCGAGGGCCCCGCUCCGCCCGCGCGUCGCGAGAGCCUCACCAAGAAGGCCAAGCGCUUCCUUGCCAACCUGGUGCCGCGCAACGCCAAGUUCUUUAAGCAGCGCUCCAGAUCGUGCCACGACCUCUCCGUGCUCUGA